AUGGUAACUUCUAGAGAUUGGACAAGCUCAACUUAUUCUAAGGAGGCCAAGGCAAAAAAAUUUGUGGAACAAGUUUUAGAUUCUAAUUUUUGGAAACAAUGUGCUGAGAUUGUGAAGCUUACUGAGCCACUUAUUCGUGUGUUACGUAUUGUUGACAGUGAAAACAAACCUGCCAUGGGUUUUCUUUAUCAAGCUAUAUUUAAAGCUAGAGAGGAGAUGAUAAAGAGAUUUCAAAGAAACAAGAAGAAGGUGGAGCCUUACUUGCAAAUCUUAGAUCGUCGUUGGGAUUCACAGCUUCGCAAAAAUCUUCAUGCUGCUGGUUAUUGGUUGAACCCAGGUUGUCGUUACAAUGAUGAAGAAUUUGAAAAACAUAAGUUCACAACAUCAGGCCUUUUGGAUGUCAUUGAGAAAUAUGCUUAUGGGGAUCCUGAUUUAAAUUCUAAGUUGACAAGUGAGAUGAGAAUAUUCAAAAAUGCUGAGUUAGAUUUUGGAAGGCCAUCUGCUAAACGCGAACGAAAUACCGUGAUGCCAAAUCAAUGGUGGGGAUCUUAUGGAUGUGGUGCACCAAAUUUGCAAAAAUUGGCUAUUCGUGUUUUAAGUCAAACAUGUAGUGCUUCAGGUUGUGAACGCAAUUGGAGUGCAUUUGAACAUAUUCAUUCGAAUAAGAGAAAUAGAUUAGAGCACCAAAAGCUUAAUGAUCUUGUCUAUGUCCGUUACAACUUGAGGCUGGCACAAAGGAAUCGAUUGAAGAAUCAAAACUAUGAUCCAAUAAAUUUUGAAACAUUUGAGCUGAAGAAAUGGAAACCUUACGGAAUGAGCUUGCAAAUAUAUCAAUUAAAUUUGGAUGAUGAUGAUGAAGAUGAGGCACAAGACAACAUCAAGGAAAAUGCAAAUCAAACUGAAGGCAAUGUUGGUCAAGCUUUGGAUUUAUUUGAUGAAGGAGGAGAGGAUGAAUUAAUUGACACAACUUUGCCUCCGUGGGCAUAA
Messenger RNA from Gastrolobium bilobum, 987 nucleotides. RefSeq lists its product as uncharacterized. Gene Ontology annotation, molecular function: protein dimerization activity. Lineage: Eukaryota; Viridiplantae; Streptophyta; Magnoliopsida; Fabales; Fabaceae. The transcript has 4 exons. Bases 1 to 987 code for a protein of 328 amino acids. The record is from RefSeq and is a predicted model, not a curated record.